Molecule: messenger RNA, 450 nt
Organism: Gossypium arboreum
Lineage: Eukaryota; Viridiplantae; Streptophyta; Magnoliopsida; Malvales; Malvaceae
Product: E3 ubiquitin-protein ligase RHF1A-like
Exons: 3
Coding region: 118-450 (110 amino acids)
Molecular function (GO): ubiquitin-protein transferase activity
Source: RefSeq, a predicted model, not a curated record
AUUCUUUCCGUAUUUUUUACUUUCUUUUCAAACCCGAACGCUGCUUUUUUAUUAGGGUUGCUUUCUUCUUCACAACUCCUAAUCUCUUCUUUGCUCUGCUAAACACGUUUGCUUUCAAUGGCUGAUUUCAAUUCCUCUCCUUCACCUUCUGCUGCUACUGCUUGUUCUUUGUUCGAGAAGCCGAUUGCGUUAACGGCAGCUUCAUGUUCGUCGCCGGCGUCUUCUAUCGGAGGAGUACUUGACGACGGUGUCGAAGACGGCUGCUGUAUAUGUCUCGAGCCUUUCACUGUACAAGACCCUACCACUGUUACUAGUUGCAGACACGAAUAUCACCUUCAGUGCAUUCUUGAAUGGUCUCAAAGAAGCAAAGAGUGUCCAAUAUGUUGGCAGUCAUUUGUCCUGAAAGAUCCUGCCAGGUGUAUAACAUGUUUAUUUCCUCCUCUUCUCUGA